UGUUCAUGUAUUUGUUUUCGUCACCACUGCGGCGGUGGGAGGUUUCGCUUGUGAUUGCAGGAAAAAAGGACAGUGAAAUUAUUAAUUAACCAUGAGCACCCUAGAAAACACGCUCCAGAUUGAGAUUAAGCUGGAAAAGGAAAAGACCAAUCAAGCUCUGCUAAAGGACCAUGUCGAGAAGUAUUCCGAACUCACGCAAUCCAUGUCCAAGAUUCUGAACUCGUUCGAACAGCGGCUGGGAAAGCUGGAGCACACCAUACUGCCCGUGUACAACAUUACAAAGAACCUACAAAAGCAGCAGCAGAAUCUAGACAGCACGCUGCAGUGUAUGGAGCAGGUCCUGUCGCACUACGAUGCUUCGCAGGAUGUGUGCAAUCUGAUCCACCAGGGGCCGUCCGAGGGCAACAUUGGGUCGUUUUUGGACGGGUUGAACAAGCUGAAGAAGGCGAAGGACUACUUCCUCAACAACAAUCCGCAGAGCGUGGAGCUGGAGAACGUGACCAGCCUGUUCAACAAUGGUUGCGAAACGUUGAACAAUCACUUCAAAUCGCUGCUGAAGAAGCACAACGCUCCCCUGAAGCCGGUGGACCUGCUGGACAUGAUCUACAUCGAGGAGGAUUCGUCCAACGAGGACUGUCCCUCGAUCAAGCAGGUGCCGCCAAGUGCGCGGGAAGAGCUGAACGUGAUGGCGCAAUGGCUGGACAACAACUUGCGCCGCGAGUACGUGCAAAUCUUUGGCGACGAGCGGUCGGAGGUGAUUAUGCGAUCGUUGCAGAACUUGAAAGACCACCAGAAGAGCGGUAGCUGGGGCAACGAGCCACUGCGCACCAGGCACGGAUACGGUCGGGCGGAAGCGGGCAUCAAGAAGACAACCUCGGCACGGUUGCAGCAAAUCUUCGAACGGAAGGCCAACAAAAUGUUCAUGAAAGCAUCGCAAACGCUCGGCCAGUCGGCGGGACUGGCGAUGCGAAAGAACUCCUCCUUCGGCGACAUCCUGGCGGCGGAAGAGUACGGCAACGACAACGACCAGGAGCUGGAGAAGUAUCUCGUCCUGCUGCUCGGCCUGCAGAAGUUGCUCGUGUGGGAGCGACAGCUGCUGAACGACAUUGUGCCGCCGUCCCGCCACAACGAGGUGUUUUCCCGCCUCUCGCAACCAUCGAUCGAGAUGGUGGUGAAGGAUGCGGAGCAGAUCACCUCGAAAGUGAUGCGCAGCAUCGGGCGCAAGGAGUGGUCCGCUGCGCUGGGCAUAUUUUCCGCCCUCAAGCACGUGCAGAUACUGCAGCCGGACAUCGACCGCAUCUGCGACAGUACGCAGAAGCAGCAGCUGUCGGGUGUGCUGAACCGGCUGCAGCAAACGGCCUCCAAGGCGCUGGAGCAGUUCAUCGAAUCCGUGCGCAACGAUGCCGGUGGUGGCGGCAUGGUCAGCAUGACGUCCAGCACGAUCAGCUACGGCGGCGGGUCGAGCGUGCCGCGCGAUGCGACCGUGUACGAGCUGACGUCCAACACGAUCUGGUUCUUGGAGCAGCUGCAGGAGCAUUGUGACACGAUCGGGGGGCUGCUACAGACCGAGGCAAUCUAUACGAACGAUCUCGAUCGUAUCGCGUCACAGAAAGCGCUCACCAUGGAGCAGAAAAAUAAGGCCCUGCUUGGCAUCUACGUCCGCAAAGUGCUGGCCGAGUUAAACUACACGAUUGCAACGAAAUCGGAACAGUACAGUGAUACCGCCACCAAGCAGCUGUUCAAGCUAAACAACACGCACUACAUCUUGAAAUCGCUGCAACGGUCCAGCCUGAUCGAGAUCGUGGCACUGACCGAGCAUGACUGCGAGCGUCGCUACCAGAAGAUGAUACAGGAUCUGAAGAAGGCGUACCUGGGCUCGUGGUCGAAGAUGCUCUCCUUCAUUCACCCGCUGGACGACAUGCCGCGGCCGAUCAAUGGCAAGGUGAAGGACAAGGAGCGGGCCACCAUCAAGGAUCGAUUCUUCAACUUCAACAAGGAGCUGGACGAGGCGGUAAAAAUACAGCGAGCCAUUUCCGUGCCGGAUGUGCUGCUCCGGGAGGGCAUCAAGCGGGACAAUACCGAGCACAUCGUGCCGAAGUACAAUGCGUUCUUUGAAGGAUAUUCCGAUGUGCAGUUUAGCAAGAACAUCGACAAGUACGUUAAGUACCGCCCAUCGGAUGUAACAACCAUGUUGAACAGCUUUUUCGAUGAUACUGUUUAAAAUGUAUUCCAAACUAGAUUUAGCUAACAGAACAGUUAAUACAUAUUUAUGAUAUUGAAUCUUACCAAA
Molecule: messenger RNA, 2290 nt
Organism: Anopheles coluzzii
Lineage: Eukaryota; Metazoa; Arthropoda; Insecta; Diptera; Culicidae
Gene: Exo70
Product: exocyst complex component 7
Exons: 6
Coding region: 92-2221 (709 amino acids)
Biological process (GO): exocytosis
Cellular component (GO): exocyst
Molecular function (GO): phosphatidylinositol-4,5-bisphosphate binding
Source: RefSeq, a predicted model, not a curated record